This is a messenger RNA of Cladophialophora immunda, 2983 nucleotides long. RefSeq lists its product as uncharacterized. Gene Ontology annotation, biological process: positive regulation of transcription by RNA polymerase II. Bases 244 to 2676 code for a protein of 810 amino acids. Gene Ontology annotation, molecular function: zinc ion binding; DNA-binding transcription factor activity, RNA polymerase II-specific; transcription cis-regulatory region binding. The record is from RefSeq and is a predicted model, not a curated record. Gene Ontology annotation, cellular component: nucleus. The transcript is spliced from 5 exons. Lineage: Eukaryota; Fungi; Ascomycota; Eurotiomycetes; Chaetothyriales; Herpotrichiellaceae.
CGAUCCCAAACUCCUACGGCUGAGCCUUGAUCCUCAAUUUCAUCGAAUCUGCGAACCUCAAUUCGAGGGGUCUCGCGCGACCUGUCUGUGGAUGUCAUAGGGUGUGUUCUGGAAUCGACACCGAGGUGGAUCCUCGCAGCCCAUGCCUUCCCGCGCCACCUAAUUCCAACCUCAUCCGACGAGAAAAAUCAAUCCCAGGCAAUUUGACAGCGAAGCGCGCUCCAAGAACACCCGUUUAUCUGCAUGGCAAACGUCACGCCGGGUGUCGAGUACGCCGACCGUGCCUGUAAUUCGUGCAGACAGCGUCGGGUCAAGUGCGACAAGAGACUUCCUGCCUGCCUGCGGUGUGAGAAACUGGGAAGACCAUGUACCGGAUACGAUCUGGAACGCAAGUUCUUGGACGAGGGCAUCAAGGUUCGGAGGAAGUAUGAUGGCAACUUUCAAUCUCCGGACUUCUCGAGGGUGGUAGUCUCGAAUUCCCCCAGAGCCCCUGCGGCGGCAGUGCCUGACCGUCGAAUCAACCUUCCACCGAUACACAACGUUCCGAGCAUUCCUCAAGUAAAGUCACCACCACCCUCUUCCGGCGCCAAUCUCCCAAGCAUACACGGAGUCUCCGAUCGAGCCUCGAUCCCCAACGUACAGUUUCCAGCCUUUGGCAUUCUCAACCAACAAGGUCCCGACUUUAAUCUAUUCCCUAAUUCCCCCCCUCAGCCUACGAUUAGCGCACCUCAUCUGUCGGCUACUCCGACACAUUUUCAAUAUACAGCGACACCUCCUCAACUCCCUGACCAUGGUCAGUAUGCCCACCAGGAGCACCCCACCGCCAAACUACUACAUGGCAAGCCCCAAUAUGCGCCCUCAGACUUGGAUUCAUCCGUGAGCGAGGACUAUUUCGAUCUUGACAUCGAAACCUACUACGCGAAGGGGAACAAUGCCUGUGGCUUCAUUCCUGGUCUGCCGGUGAUCUUAACCGAUAACAACGUUCCUGAGUCCGACGACGAUUUCUUGACGAGUGACUUCGCUUCGAUUAGCGGUCGAUCGUCGGUCUAUGAUGGCUCGGAAGGAAAUCGUAACAGCCGUCCAGAAUACAGUCAAAAAUACCUCCACGAAAGGACAACCGAGUUGGCUUGUCUGACGCGGCACUUUGUACAAUCAGUUUCACCAUCGAUGGAUCUGUUCGACCUCGACACCUACUUUAGUAGAAUUGUCCCUCUGAAAGCCGUUCAGAACGUAAUGCUAAGGUCUGCAAUGGCCGCAGUUGCAGCCAAUCAGAUCGGUCAGAUGAUGGCAAACCACUCGCCAUUGGAGGAUUUGCAACAUCUGCUGCCGUUUAUUGGAGAAGAUGGUGCCCUGCAGCAUACCGACUGGUUCUACAAGGCCGCCAACUACUACGACCGGGGGAUUUCAUACCUCCGAAUCUUUUUACAGCGUUGGCUGAGCGAUACGAACAAUGAAGGGUUCACGGGACAUGCCUCGAGAUACAACGACCCGCGAACUCUGUCAGAAACGAACAAUAGCGCUGCGCUCAGCGUAUCUCCCCACAAGCGACGACGCAUAAGCAGAACACAGUCAUCAGAUGGAGCAGACAUGGAAGCUCUGGUGGCUGCGAUAUCUGUCUUCUCGCUCUAUGAAUCUCUCGACAACUUUGCCGACGACUGGUCACAGCAUCUUGAUGGCUUCAAAGCGCUCCUCGAGAGCAAGAUCCUCCCGCAAGCUGCGCUCUCUGUCCCCCGCCCACGCGCGAAUCCUUUUAUAUCAAUGAAGGCUGGCCGGGCCGCUUUCUGGAACUUCGCUCGAGCAGAUUAUCUUGCCGCUUACGUAAACCACUCCAAAACCCGACUUGAUCCAGACAACUUGACCAUGUGGAAAGCAGCAGGCUUGCCCGUGAUGGACGACGGAACACUAAAUUAUAACGAUCCAUCGACUCCAAUCAACGCCGUCGUCUCAUAUCAACCCGGCGAUAGAGAAGACUUGGUUUCUUGCACGUUGAUCUGGAUAGUCGUGAGGACCAUGAAUUUCAUUGCACCGCAAGAAGAUGCUACAGGGAGUUUGGCGGGGACUCCGCGAGGUUUUGACAGUCCAGGAACGAACACCAAAGCUGGGUCAGAGCCGGGUACACCAGGCGCUAUGCAAAGUCGUGUUGCUCGGUGGAAACAACUGCGUCGGCAACUUGAAGACUGGUACGACAAUCUGCCAUUCACCUUUCAGCCAUAUGCGAUCGCGGCUGCCGGCGCACAGCAACCCUCGGACCUCUUACCCAAUGGCCGACCGCGCUUCGCCAGACUCUUCUUCAGCGUGCCCAUGUGUGCCGCUGCUCUUCAACUAUAUCACUUUGCACAAAUCCUUCUGCUAUUGAACCAGCCUGUUGACGAACAGGACGCAAGGCAUCCCGCAAACAGGCUUCGAAUGUUCCGCCAGGUAGCCGAAGAGUCAGAGCAUCACAGCCGACAGAUAUGCGGCAUCGCGUUGGGGAAGCCACCGCCGGCGGUAAGCAGGCAAAUGGUGCACUCGCUCUACCUGGCAGGAUCUUGCUUUGAGGAGAAAGAAGACCGAACUGUUGUUUUGGAAUUGCUGGACAACAUUGCCAAGGAGACAGGGUGUCCGACGGCUCACCGGAGUAAAGAGUUGAAAGAGCAAUGGGGCUGGGAGGAUAACAGAGUCAAGGAAAUUGCAUAAUGGAGCAAGAUGUAGUGGGGAGAUGUACUUUUUGAUGUGCGCUUUCGCAUUGGGCUGAGCCAUUCUGAGGACACAAGAAAACGGAAGGGCCCGGGAAAAUGUAUUGCAACACAAAAUGAGCUGUGUGACGGUGGUGAUGACCAAUGCCCGGAGUUUGGAGCAUUAGCGGACUAAUUAUUGAACUCUCUCCAUCAUCUGAAGCGUCGUUUCUGGGGUGGGACGCAAGAGCAUGCUGGAUCUCGAACCGUCAUGCUGAAUUUCCCUCACAUCUUACGCAUGUAUCUGAGGCGAAUCUGGAAUAGUACAG